Messenger RNA from Amyelois transitella, 8939 nucleotides. RefSeq names its product spectrin beta chain (gene beta-Spec). Gene Ontology annotation, biological process: actin cytoskeleton organization; neuron development. Bases 529 to 7671 code for a protein of 2380 amino acids. Lineage: Eukaryota; Metazoa; Arthropoda; Insecta; Lepidoptera; Pyralidae. The transcript is spliced from 38 exons. Gene Ontology annotation, molecular function: actin filament binding; structural constituent of cytoskeleton; phospholipid binding. Gene Ontology annotation, cellular component: plasma membrane; cortical actin cytoskeleton; cell projection. The record is from RefSeq and is a predicted model, not a curated record.
CUGCAUUUAAAUAAUAAAGAACGCAUUCUACAACUUUUAAUUUAUGUUGUAAGUGGUUGCCAGCAUACAAUCGUUUCCAAAUCCUAAUGUAAACCGUAUUUCUUAGGCAGGAACUCGUGCAUGAAGUGAGAUGACAGUUUAUUAGUAAAACUCGAUUCUAUGUUAGGACAGAAAAGUGGGUGAUGCCGUUCGUGCCGUUGCGGUGAUGCUUUCGCGACGAUCUUUCGCCUCGCCUUCGAAGCCGUGCUCGUACUCGUAGUCACGGAUGAUAUUGUAGCUUAUUCUACAUGAAUUACGAUUAUUACUAAUCAUUAAGGCUCAAAAAAGGUUAUGUUAUUACACCUAAAAAACAGUUCAAUAAGUUCGUGUGCCGUGAGUGAAUUUUGUACAAUUGGUCAUAGUUCCCGGAAUAAGUGUUAGAUUGUGUGUGUGUCGACAAAUUUGUGUGUAUUUUGGAUCUGGGACAGCAUUCCUGGACUUAGUAAAAGAGAUCUUUGAGUGUGGCGUGGUGACGUGCAGUUGGUCGCGAUGACGACCGACAUAUCUGUGUCUCGGUGGGACCCCUCCAUCAACCACGGGCAGGAGAUCAUCGACGAGUUCGAGUACGAUGGCGGCAACUCGUCUUCGAGGCUAUUCGAACGAUCGCGCAUUAAAGCGCUAGCAGACGAACGAGAAAGCGUACAAAAGAAAACUUUCCAAAAAUGGGUGAACUCCCACCUAGUGCGCGUGGGGUGCCGCAUUGGGGAUCUGUAUGUGGACAUGAGAGACGGCAAGAUGCUGAUCAAGUUAUUGGAGGUUCUCUCUGGAGAGAGACUGCAACGGCCGACGAAAGGCAAGAUGCGUAUCCAUUGCCUGGAGAAUGUUGACAAAGCGUUGCAGUUCCUGAAAGAUCAACGCGUGCACCUGGAGAACAUGGGCUCCCACGAUAUCGUGGACGGAAACCCUAGGCUCAACCUCGGGCUGAUUUGGACCAUCAUCCUCCGGUUUCAGAUCCAAGACAUCACGAUCGAGGAGACAGAUAACAAAGAGACGAAGUCUGCCAAAGACGCCCUGCUAUUAUGGUGUCAAAUGAAGACGGCCGGCUACAACAAUGUGAACGUGCGCAACUUCACGACAUCAUGGCGCGACGGGUUGGCGUUUAAUGCCAUCAUACACAAACACAGACCUGACUUGAUACAGUUCGAGAAACUGCACAGAAGCAAUCCAUUACACAAUUUGAAUAAUGCCUUCAAUGUUGCUGAGGACAAACUUGGACUUACCAAGCUGUUGGAUGCUGAAGACAUCGCCGUUGAACAUCCCGAUGAGAAAUCGAUCAUCACAUAUGUGGUGACGUACUACCACUACUUCAGCAAGUUGAAGCAAGAGACGGUCCAGGGCAAGAGAAUCGGGAAGGUAGUCGGGAUCGCCAUGGAGAAUGAAAAGAUGAUGCAAGAAUAUGAAUCUCUUACCAGCGAUUUGCUGCAAUGGAUCGAACGCACAAUCGAAGCGCUGGGAGACAGGGCCUUCGCCAACUCCCUGGAAGGCGUCAGGCAGCAACUCAUACAGUUCGCCAACUAUCGCACCAUUGAGAAACCGCCCAAGUUCGUGGAGAAAGGCAACCUGGAGGUGUUGCUAUUCACGUUGCAAUCUCGAAUGCGUGCCGCGAACCAGAAGCCGUACACGCCGAAGGAGGGCCGCAUGAUACACGACAUCAACCGCGCCUGGGAACAGCUGGAGAAGGCCGAGCACGGGAGAGAGCUAGCUCUGCGGGAGGAGCUCAUCCGGCAGGAGAAGCUGGAGCAGCUGGCCGCCAGAUUCAACCGCAAAGCUCAAAUGCGCGAGACAUGGCUCUCGGAGAACCAGCGUUUGGUCAGCCAGGACAACUUUGGCUUCGACCUCGCCGCCGUGGAGGCGGCCGCUAAGAAACACGAGGCGAUCGAGACUGAUAUACUGGCGUAUGAGGAGCGAGUGCAAGCUGUGGUCGGGGUCUGCUCUGAAUUGCAAGCUGAAAGAUAUCACGACAUGGAGCGUAUGUCAGAGCGGCGGGACAACGUUCUUCGACUUUGGGCUUAUCUGCUCGAAUUGCUGCGAGCGAGACGCGCUCGCCUGGAACUGUCGCUGCAGUUACAGCAGAACUUCCAGGAAAUGCUGUACAUCCUCGAUUCCAUGGAGGAAAUUAAGAUGCGUCUACUGACUGAUGACUACGGCAAACAUCUGAUGGGCGUCGAGGAUCUGCUGCAGAAACAUGCGCUUGUUGAAGCUGAUAUUAACGUGCUCGGAGAGAGGGUCAAGGUGGUAGUGACACAAUCGCAGCGGUUCCUAGUGAAGGAAGAAGGAGAUUACCGUCCCUGCGACCCCGCCAUCACUGUGGAACGCAUUCAACAACUGGAGAACGCAUACGCUGAGUUGGUACACUUAGCCGUGGAACGCAGGAAGCGUCUUGAAGACAGCCGCAAGCUGUGGCAGUUCUACUGGGACAUGGCAGACGAAGAGAACUGGAUCAAGGAGAAGGAGCAGAUCGUCUCCGUGGAUGACAUCGGCCAUGAUCUCACUACUGUGUACCUGCUGAUCUCCAAGCACAAGGCUCUGGAGGCCGACGUGAGCGCGCACGAGCCGCAGCUGAUGAGCGUGGCGGCCGUCGGCGACGAGCUCAUCUCACAGGGGCACUUCGGGGCUGAUAGGAUACAGGAGCGCCUCCGCGACAUCCUGUCGCAGUGGAACCACCUGCUGGACCUGGUGUCGCUCAGGAAGAACAGGCUGGACGCGGCCGUGCGUUACCACCAGUUGUUCGCCGACGCUGACGACAUAGACAACUGGAUGUUAGACACGCUCAGAUUGGUGUCAUCUGAAGAUACCGGAGUUGACGAGUCCCAGGUGCAGAGCUUGCUGAAGAAACACAAGGAUGUCACUGACGAGCUCAAGAACUACGCCAACAUCAUCCAACAGCUCAAACAACAGGCAAGCGAGCUCAGCCCAGAAGACGCCAACAGCACCGAGGUCCGGGAACGCCUGGCCGCCAUGGACGCCCGCCACGGGGAGCUCGCGGAACUGGCCAGACUUCGCAAGCAAAGACUUUUGGACGCGCUCUCCUUGUUCAAACUCCUGGCAGAAGCAGACGCGGCUGAUCAGUGGAUCGCAGAGAAGGACAGGAUGUUGGAUACCAUGCUGCCGCCUAAAGAUAUUGAUGAUGUUGAGAUCAUGAAGCAUAGAUACGACGGCUUCGACAAGGAGAUGAACGCGAACGCUUCCCGCGUGGCGGUGGUGAACCAGCUGGCGCGCCAGCUCAUCCACGUGGAGCACCCGCAGGCGCCCGCCAUCCAGGAGCGCCAGGCGCGCCUCAACCACGCCUGGAGCACGCUGCGGGACAAGGCGGAACAAAAGAAGGACGAGCUGAAGUCCGCCCAAGGCGUGCAGACAUUCCACAUCGAGUGCCGCGAGACCGUCUCCUGGAUCGAGGACAAGAAGAGGAUCCUGCAACAGACCGGAGAUUUGGAGAUGGAUCUCAACGGUGUGAUGACCUUACAACGCCGCCUGUCGGGCAUGGAGCGCGACUUGGCCGCCAUUCAAGCUCGCAUAUCAUCCCUUGAGAGUGAAGCCAGCGCCAUCGAGAAUGAGCAUCCAGAGGAAGCGCAACUCAUCCGCGAUCGCAUUGAACUGAUCACCGACAACUGGGAGCAACUCACUCAGAUGCUCAAAGAACGUGACGCGAAAUUAGAAGAGGCUGGUGACCUUCACCGCUUCCUGCGCUCCGUGGACCACUUCCAGACCUGGCUCACCAAGACUCAGACUGACGUGGCCUCCGAAGAUACACCGUCAAGCUUGGCCGAGGCGGAGAAACUGUUGUCUCAGCACCAGACCAUCAAGGAGGAGAUCGACAACUACAAGGACGAAUACGCCAAGAUGAUGGAGUAUGGCGAGAAGAUCACUGCGGAGCCCUCAACCCAGGACGACCCGCAGUACAUGUUCCUCCGGGAGCGCCUCAAGGCCCUGCGGGAAGGCUGGGCCGAGCUGCAGCAGAUGUGGGAGAAUCGGCAGCAGCUGCUCGCGCAGAGCCUCGAGCUGCAGCUGCUGCAGCGCGACGCGCGCCAGGCCGAGGUGCUGCUGGCGCACCAGGAGCUCAGAUUGGCAAAGACCGAGCCACCACAGAACUUGGAACAGGCCGAGAACCUCAUCAAAGAACACGAGGCCUUCCUUACGACCAUGGAGGCCAACGACGACAAGAUCAACUCCGUCGUUCAAUUCGCCAAUCGUUUGGUCGAAGAACGCCACUUCGACGCCGACAAGAUCCAACGCAAGGCUGAAAGCAUCGAGGCCAGGCGUAACGCCAAUCGGGAAAAAGCUCUGCAACAGAUGGAAAAACUUCAAGAUCAACUGCAGCUACAUCAGUUCUUACAAGAUUGCGACGAGCUCGGCGAAUGGGUACAAGAAAAGAAUGUUACAGCCCAAGACGACACCUACCGUUCCGCCAAGACCAUUCACUCCAAAUGGACUCGUCACCAGGCAUUCGAGGCUGAAAUCGCUGCGAAUAAGGAACGCCUAUUCGCCGUGCAGAACGCCGCUGAGGAAUUGAUGAAACAAAAACCGGAAUUCGUUGAAAUCAUCUCGCCGAAAAUGCACGAAUUACAAGACCAAUUCGAGAACCUCCAGACGACAACUAAGGACAAAGGCGAGAGAUUAUUCGAUGCGAAUCGCGAAGUUUUGCUUCACCAGACUUGCGACGACAUCGAUUCUUGGAUGAAUGAGCUCGAAAAGCAAAUCGAGAACACAGACACGGGCACUGAUCUAGCAUCUGUAAACAUUCUCAUGCAGAAGCAACAGAUGAUUGAGACUCAGAUGGCCGUCAAAGCUAAGCAAGUGACCGAACUUGAGACCCAAGCGGAGUAUUUGCAAAAGACGGUGCCCGACAAGAUGGACGAGAUAAAGGAGAAAAAGAAGUCUGUGGAACAGCGAUUCGAGCAGCUCAAAGCUCCUUUGUUAGAACGCCAGCGCCAUCUGGCUAAGAAGAAGGAAGCCUUCCAGUUCCGUCGCGAUGUUGAGGAUGAGAAACUGUGGGUUCACGAGAAGAUGCCUUUAGCUAACAGCACUGAUUACGGCAAUUCUCUAUUCAAUGUCCAGAUGUUGCAGAAGAAGAAUCAGUCAUUGAAGACCGAGACUGACAAUCACGAGCCUAGGAUUUUGACCGUUAUCUCCAAUGGUCAGAAAUUGAUCGAUGAGGGACAUGAAGACGCCCCUGAGUUCCAACGGCUUAUCGAAGAACUUACUGCGCGGUGGCAAGAACUUAAUGAUGCCAUCGAACAACGCAAGAACAACUUGGCCCAAUGGGAGAAGGCGCAUCAAUACUUGUUCGAUGCCAACGAGGCCGAAGCGUGGAUGAGCGAGCAGGAACUGUACAUGAUGGUAGAAGAUCGUGGUAAGGACGAGAUUUCGGCGCAGAAUUUGAUGAAGAAACACGAGAUUUUGGAGCAAGCCGUCGAUGAUUACGCGCAGACUAUACGUCAGUUGGGAGAGACUGUUAGGCAGUUGACCGCUGAGGAACAUCCUUUGAGCGAACAAAUCUCCGUGAAGCAAUCCCAAGUGGACAAACUAUACGCUGGUCUGAAGGACUUGGCCGGGGAACGUCGAGCCAAGUUGGACGAGGCUUUACGACUGUUCCAACUGUCGCGAGAGGUCGACGACCUCGAGCAGUGGAUCACCGAGCGGGAGCUGGUGGCCGGCUCGCAGGAACUCGGCCAGGACUACGAUCAUGUCACUCUGCUAUGGGAACGAUUCAAGGAAUUCGCCCGGGAAACUCAAGCUGUUGGUUCCGAACGAGUUGCCACGGCUGAGAGAAUCGCCGAUCAGAUGAUAGCUAUGGGCCACUCGGACAACGCGACUAUCGCGCAGUGGAAGGAGGGCUUGAAGGAGACAUGGCAGGACUUGUUGGAGCUUAUUGAGACUAGGACGCAGAUGUUAGCCGCUUCCCGCGAACUCCACAAGUACUUCCACGACUGCAAGGACACUCUGCAGCGCGUGAACGAGAAGGCCCGCGGCGUCAGCGACGAGCUCGGCCGCGACGCCGUCAGCGUGGGCGCGCUGCAGCGCAAGCACCACACCUUCAUGCAGGACCUGAGCACCCUGCAACAGCAAGUCGAGGCAGUUAGCGCUGAAUGUAGCCGCCUCGGCGCCAUGUACGCUGGAGAACGCGCCGCGGAAAUUUCUAGACGCGAGGCAGAAUUACGCGAAGCUUGGAGGGCAUUGACCGCUGCCUGUGCCGCCAGAAAAGAGAAGCUUCUUGAUGCCGACGAUCUGUACCGGUUCCUCAUGCAAGUGAGGAACCUCACGCUCUGGAUGGAUGACGUAGUGCGACAGAUGAACACCGGAGAGAAGCCAAGAGAUGUAAGCGGCGUAGAGCUGCUCAUGAACAACCACCAAUCCCUGAAGGCGGAGAUCGACACCCGCGAGGAUACGUUCACAGCUUGCAUAUCCCUCGGGAAGGAGUUGUUGGCGAGACAACACUACGCAACUUCCGACAUCAAGGAGAAGCUUCUACAGCUGACGAACCAGCGCAAUGCCUUGCUCAGGCGGUGGGAGGAACGCUGGGAGAACUUGCAGCUCAUUCUGGAAGUGUACCAGUUCGCACGCGACGCGGCCGUGGCGGAGGCUUGGCUGAUCGCACAGGAGCCCUACCUCAUGUCACAAGAACUUGGUCAUACUAUCGACGAAGUGGAGUCGCUUAUCAAGAAACACGAGGCUUUUGAGAAGUCAGCUGCCGCGCAAGAAGACAGAUUCAGCGCUUUACAACGGCUCACUACGUUCGAGGUAAAAGAGAUGAAGCGUCGCCAAGAAGCGGCUGAAGCAGCUGAACGCGAAGAGCGCGAGAGACAAGAGGCCGAGGCCGCGGCCGCUGCAGCGGCUGCAAGGGACCAGGUCGACCGCGCCGCAGAACAAGAGUCGCAGCCACAGGUGAGCGGUAGAGCUGAGAGUGCGGCGCCGACUCCCGCGCAGCUCGCGUCCCCCGCACCCGCACCCACCCCGCAAAGACCCUCCACUUCGAAACAAACGCCGGCCAAACCCGCCCGUCUCUCCACGGGCGGCUCGAGCUCGACGCCGGCGACUCCCUCGAGUUCCGGUAAGGUGAAGUCGCGGUCUCGAAGCAAGUCUCCGUUCAGGAGCUUCAGAUGGCGCACCGCGAAGAAACUGAUCGCCGGAUCGCAUCAUAGCGAUGACGAAGAGGGCGCCAGCCCCGCUAGCGAGGACGAAGGCGUAGAAGGCACGUUGGUCCGUAAACAUGAGUGGGAAUCCGCCGCUAAACGCGCUUCUAACAGAUCGUGGGACAAGGUUUACGUUGUGGCAAAGGACGGGCGCAUGUCCUUCUACAAAGACCAGAAGGCUUACAAGUCGGCGCCAGACCAGCACUGGCGCGGAGAGCCGCCGCUAGACCUUAACGGAGCAGUGGUGGAGGUCGCAGCAAACUAUACCAAGAAGAAGCAUGUCUUUAGACUCAGGCUGAGCAGCGGCGCAGAAUUCCUUCUCCAAGCGCACGACGAAUCCGAAAUGUCAUGGUGGCUGGAGUCGCUGCGCGCGCGCACGGCCGCGCCCGCGCCGCGCUCGCACACGCUGCCGGCGCCGGCCAACCAGGAGCCGAAGCGCCGCUCCUUCUUCACACUCAAGAAGAAGUCAGUCUCGCCACUUAGCUUCCUAUUCGCACCGUAGCGACGCAUGCGUUGGUUCAGAAGCAUGUCACCUAAACAUCCAGGAGCGCGAGAGCCGCACGUCAUGAUUCCUCAUUAGGUCCCGCGUCCCGCCGCGCACGCCCGCGGCAUGUACUCGCGGCCAUCGCAUACAGGACGCCGCAUAUUUCUCACGAUGCUUGCUUCCGUAAGCUUUGCCUAUGAAGAAAUUAUGUCGAACGCGGCAAUAUCGACUGUCAAAUAAAUGUUAUUAUUAUUUUGUUGCGUACAAAUACGUUAUUUAAGACUGUAUCGUAAUUGAGUGUUUGAUUCGCCUUUGUAUUUAUAUCGUUCGGUGCUCCUACCGGCAGAUGAUUCAAGUAUGCAUGAUCCCACCCCCGAAUGUGUAAUUGUUGAAACGAUAAUAAAUAAAAUACAUAUUAUUAUUAUUAUUAAAUUACUAAAUGCGACGCUAUUUAUGACUAGAUGGUUUUAGUGUUUAAAUUCAGAUUGAGAAUAUAUAUAUAUAUUUUAAUUAUUUAUAUAUAUAAAAUGGAGCUAGCGUAAUGUAAAUUCAGUUGAACUAGAAAUGUAUGUCGUUUGAUUCACUAAUUCGAAAGUUUUACUAGAUAAUUAUAUUGACCAAACAAAUAUCAAUCAAUGGAAUUUUAAUAUCGCAUUUGAUAUCUCAAAUUAGCUAGGUGGCUGGAUUGUAACCGCAUUUACUUCAAUAGCGUAACCCAGUGAUUGACGUUUUACUACCGGACUCGGAUAAAUAAAAUAUUAUAACGUAAGCUAACGUAUUAGAGUUAAUUUCCUUUAUAAAGUGUCUUCUAUCCGAUACUUCGGCGUUGCUGUUUGCUACAGAGCCGCAUUUAACGUAUUCUCUCCAGAAUUCCUUCUUAGACGUAAUUUAAGGGACGUAGAAGUAGCGUAGAGCGCGGGCAGCAAUGCCGGAGUGUUAUUUGUAAGUAUGCUUGAUCGCCUCGUAAGUGCUUCUAAAGUAAUGUGUCUUAUUAUUAAUUGAUUACUUUACUGCCAAUUUUCACAAAAUGUUUAUUUGUAUAAGCGAUUCAUGUCUUAAAUUCACUUUUAAAUAUUACGAUCACACAUUUUUAGUUCUGUUUACAUUUAAUGAUUAUGUACCUAUAUGACGUGUCGGGUGUCAUGGCAGGGCUGGUGACCGUGGUCCAUUAGACCGUAUGACUGUACUGCCAUGUUACCAGACACUAUUGCAUGUAAACCUAUGUUUAAAUAUUUUAUUUGAAAUUUUACUUUUUGAGGAAAAUAUAAUAAAGAUGUUUUCAAAUA